UGUACUAGAAAUUUGGAUCGUUUUGUUAGAAAAAUCGGUGAUAAUGUCGUGAUUUUUCCAAAUUCAGGAUACCGCGAUGCGGGGAUUUUGGAUAACAUUAUUCAUCCUGUAUAUACCAAGGGAAAAAUAUGGAAUAAUAUGCCUAGAAGAUGACACUGAAGAAUCCUCAGGGGGCGACCCCGCGGUCAUCGACCUCGUCCAAAACUAUCAUGAAAACAAGGCCCUUUUGGAAUCGCUCCCUCAGCCAUACGAGGUCAUUUACCCGGUACAAAUACGGCGGAAUCAGAAAAUCGGAAUAUCGACUCUGGAGCGACGGGGACGCCAUUUGGUGCACAUGGAACAGACGGUCUUCCAAAUCGAUCUCUUUGGUGAAACACACAAACUCAAACUCCAUCUCAAUGUGCCGCUACUCUCGACCAGCAUGCGGAAAAAGUACUUCCUUCAAGACAAGACUCAGAUUAUCUCCGAGACUGUGGACCACUGCUACUACCAUGGAACUAUCAAACAUCUCCCCGAGGCUAACGUCGCAGUGAGCACGUGUAAGGGGCUGAGCGGUGUCAUCCAGCUCCAGAACGCUACCUAUAUCAUCCAGCCGCUCAAGGGAGGGGACAUGGGGAUGAACCAUCCGCAUGUGUUAUACCGCGCUGUUAACGAGCGGAAGGGAGACUGUGGGGUCCACGACGGGCGCUGGCUGCAUUACCAAGAUCUUCACGAGGAGGAAUAUGUCCGUAGGGUCAAGAUGAGAAACGCUAAUCCUGAAAAGAUCAAGAAAGAUGUUGAGGCAGCCACUAAAGUUAUUGACCUGGCUUUGAUAGUUGACUAUAAGUUGUUCCACAUGAACAAUAACACGAGUGAACGAGAAAUCGUCCAGAAAGUCAUCAUGGUAGCCAACAUCGCUGAUAUGUAUUUCAAAGUCCUCAAUCUAAAUCUUUCGAUCGUGUACAUUGAGAUUUGGAACACAGAGGACCAGAUGAAGAUGGACCCCAACAUCCGCAAGACUCUACAGAACUUCGUCCUUUAUAAGAAAGGAACUCUUUACCAAGUGCCUCAUGAUAGUACUCAUUUACUCAGCUCCUAUGCAUUUUCUACAGACGACAUCGGCCUUGCCAUUCCAGAAUCCAUCUGCUCAGAACGUGCCAUCGGUAUCACCCGCGUGCCGAGCCUGUAUCAGCCAAUGGAGAUAGCGGCGACCUUGACACAUAUGAUAGGUCAUAACCUUGGCAUGAAACACGACUCGGAGAAAUGUGAAUGUAGCGACUUGUUCGGGUGUAUGAUGAAGGAAAGUCUGCUACUCAAAGGCAGAGAACACCUCAAGAACUUCUCCUCCUGUAGCCGUGACUUCUUCACCGACGCGUUAUCCCUCGGUCUCGGCAACUGCAUCAUACCGUACCGAUACGAGGUCACCUACCCGACGAAAUGCGGCAACGGCAUCGUCGAGCGGGGCGAGCAGUGCGACUGUAAAUCGGCCCAGGAGUGCUUGUUGAAGGAUCCGUGUUGCGAGCCGAGCACUUGUCUCCUACAGCCGUGGGCGUUUUGUAACCACGGGCCGUGCUGUAAAAACUGCUCUAUUUUGCCUCAUACUCAUGUGUGUCGUGUCCAAGCAAACGAGUGUGACGUGGCCGAAUACUGUGGUGGUAACAGUGGCCUGUGUCCUCCCAAUGCCUAUAUCCAAGACGGGACGCAAUGCUCCGCCAGGGAGGGGCACUGCUAUCGUGGGGAAUGUCCGACGCAUCAACGCCAGUGUCAAAUGAUAUGGGGAAGAGAUGCACUCGUCGCCCAGACAAGGUGCUACCAACGUUUUAACCCUCUCGGAACGAUGAACGGACACUGCGGACCGAACGUGACGACACAUUUGUACAACCACUGUGAGAAUGAGGACGUGUUGUGCGGGCUCCUGCACUGCAUCGGUGGAACCCCUGCCCCCCUGGUCGGAGACAUGGAGACGUACACCAAGACUUUUGUCAGCGUGAAGGGUCAGCAGUUUGUUUGCAAUAUCCUGAAUAGUUACAGCAUCCCAGAAUUCCCCCAAGACGGCGUGGUCAAGGAUGGAACCAAGUGCGGUGCAGGGCGGGUCUGUUUGAAUCACAAGUGCCGGGACGUGAAGGCCAUCAUGAAUGGAGCGUGUCCUACUAAUAAUCCUUCAGUCGUCUGUUCAGGCCAUGGGGUCUGCACAAACGAGUUGAAAUGCGUUUGUAACCCGUUCUGGCUGAAAGAAGACUGCAGCGUCCCGAUGUUCCAACCAACACUAACAACGACAACAACAGCCGUCAUGCCAACCAUGGUCGAUUAUAACGUGACAGAUUAUAACGCGUCGGCCAUAUUUGUUGCCGGGAUUUUGAAAGAUCGUAAGGGUGUCGUACCCAAUAAUGUUAACGGGGAGAGCAUCAGUACGAAGAUGUUGAUGAUAAUCUUGGCAGGUGUCGCCGGUGGUCUUCUUGUCGUCCUCGCAUUCUUUAUGUUAUGCUACAGACGCCGUAGCCCUACAUCCAUGACUAGUUACACCCCCUGGGGGAAGAAGAAGAAGAAAGAGGCACUUGCAGGGAAUCGCCCUGCUAGCCUGUCAAGCGAGGAGGGUCCCAACGCCAACCGAAUCAUCAAAUUUGGGGAGAUGCCUUCGUACAGGGAAGAGAAAAUAAAAGAACUCCACGAAUUAAAACGGCGAGUUUUACAAGGUCACUACGGUGAUGAGGAGGAUGAUCACGAAUUAGCUGAAACAGCAGAAAAUCGCAACAGCUGCACCGAGGAAAUCAUUCAUGACCCGCCUCAUCAGCCAUCCCCUCCUCCAGUUAGCCUCGACAAAAUGCCGGAGAAGGGUAUUUUGAAGAAGGGCCCGCGACAGAAGGGUCGCCGAUUAAAAAAGGGGUUGAAACUUCCUGGGGAUCCGGGGCAGUUGUCUGGGUCCCAGAUGUCGGGAUCAGAGACGGAAUCAAAGGAGGGGUCCAAGGUGGAAUUGGCGGGCAUUCUGAAGGAGGUUGACAAAGUUGUGUCAGGGUCGGAAUGCGGUUCUGGUGUUUGUUCAGAUUAUGAGAGUAUGGAUACAGAACGGGAAAGCUUGUUGAAGUCCGACGGUGGGGAGAGGUCGGGGACUUUGGAUUCGCGAAUUCUUGAAUCGCCGAUGGGUACUGGGUCGCCAGGUAGUAAAGAGCAUGUGGACUCCGAAGGGAAAGUCGUUCAUAUACGAAAUAUUGGCGAUUUGAUUAAAAAUAUCGAAGAACAAGUUGUGAGACAAUCGCCUCCUGCUACGGAGGAUAAACAGGACUGCGACAAUCCUAAUUUGUGCCAAAAGAAUCUGCUACGCCCCGAGGAUGUAAAAACUGAUGCGAACGUGCAGACUAGUCCUUUAUACUCUCAUCCCGUUCAUAUAACGGACAAUCCUUUGUAUCCAUUGGAAGAAGCGGGGUCGGAAUCGGGAAGUAGUGAAUCUGCGCGGAGUACAAACAGUUUGAACGGGGCACAAAAAAUACCGUCUCCAGUUUCACCAGAGCCAAUUGUCUUAACUGCUCCAGCGCCACCUUGUGGGCCUUUACUGAACUUCUCUCCGUUGCACAUCGGGUUGCAAACGCAACAUCACGCUCAGUUUAGCCCGGAGGAUAAUCUGUUUACGUGUACACACUUCUCGCCCGUGUCAAGUCCGCGAGAAAGUUUUCUGAAAAGUGGUUGUAGUCCGUUGGCAAGUCCGAACGAAAGUCCGUAUAAACCCAUUUUUACGCCACCACCUCGACUCCCGCCUGUGCAGUUUUCACCGCAAAAGCCUAUAAUCCCUGGACAGACUGGCCUGAAUCAAAACAUUGGAAAGUUAUCAUCAUUCUUACCGCGGCCUGAUUAUGUCCCAUUGCCACCAUCUUCACCAGCGCACUCUAGUAGCGAGAGCAGUAACUGUUCGAGUGUCGUUAAGCCUGACAGCCCAAAAGAGGAGAAAGAUAACAUCCCGAGGAUUUGGCAGGCACCAAACCGCAGCAAUAUCCCAGCGAGACGUGGACCAGUUGCAGCAGUGCUCAGUGGACAUUUUGAGAAAGUGCCUACCAAAAAUAUACCUGGUGAAACUGGACCAGAAAUGGAACGAAAGUUAGUUCAAAAUGCACCACCAGGUGGGCCACCUGAUGGUGUACGAUCUGCUCCACAGCAGUUUUAUUCUUUUUUACCCCGAUCUGAAAAAGACCCUUCAUCGGGAGAAAGUAUAAUGUAUCCGCCUCAACAAACCGGCCGACCGAGGUCUUGUGCUUCCCCGCAAGAUGGAAAUCUUGGGUUGCCUCGAAAACCACGCAGCAGGCCCGCGAGUACGAGUCUAUACAGGCCCGUUAUUUUGCCGAAACAAAACAUACCGGCGAACAGUGCAUGUGCUUCGCAGGAACCUGACGAUCGGCCAUCGAAACCGAGCAAUCUUCCAUUGACAAACAACUUUCACAGCAAUUCAUCAAAUUCGCCUGAAUUUUACAAAACCUUUUCCCCAAUUUUCCCACCGCAUUUGUUAUCAGCUGAUCAUUUUCGUGUCCAAUUAGAUGAAGACGAACUCUCGUCGGAAGAAAAUAUGAACAACGAUUUGUCACCAUCGCACGCCCGGAUACCGCAUUCCCCAGAAUGCAAUAUCAAUCCAUACAGUCCAGACACUUCGCCAAACGAACAACCCGCACGAUCAAAAACUCAGUUCCCAAUGGGAAUUCGAUCAAAUUUGAACACAGGGUCAAAGGUCAAACCGUGGAAUUCUCGGGAUAAAAACGUUGACCCGGAUGUUGUCGCGAGUGGAGGGAGAGACGUGCGGAAGAAACCCGAAUCUCCAAAACGUGGGAAGAAAAAGAAGAAAAAAGCAACCAGCGGUGAAGAGAAGAUGAGUAGUAGAGAAAAGAUUGACAAAGAUUUGGUACUUGAUGUGUAAUAUAUUGUAAACCCCAUUUUGUAUUCAAUUUAUUGGCGAAAUCACAGUGGCCCAAAAGGACAUGGCGAUUUACUUCUGAAGCUGAAUACAGCUACAACACUGUACCAUUACUGUUUGUGAGUGAAGCCCUGAGGCAAAAAGGAGUUGACUUUUGUUGAAGAUUGAGAAGGGCUGUUUGCUUUGUAAAUAAAUGACUCUAGGCUAGAUUAAUCUAGAUGUGAAUCCAACGUAGAAACAAUUGGUAUGUUUCUGUGUAAUGCAAUAUGUGUCUUCCAAACGGAAGAAUAUGAAAUUUUAGUUCUGUUGGCGAGAAUUUUGAGAAUCUGGACCAUUGUUUUAGGUCAUCUACUUCAAUUGAAAGUAUUUGUAUCGAGGUUGCAUUGCAAAGAUCUCCUGUUACCGAGGUUAUCAAGGUCACCUGUAUCAAGGUCACCUAAUCAAGGUCACAUAAUCAAGGUCACCUAAUCAAGGUCACCUUUACUAGAAACAGAUAGCAAGCAGUGCUAUCUAUUCUGCCUUUACUGAGAUUACCUUUAUCAAAGUCACUCAAGGUUACCUAUAUCAAGGUCACUUAAAAGUUACCUAUAAGGUUAUGCCUAUAUCAAGGUCACUUGAAAGUUACCUAUAAGGUUAUGCCUAUAUCAAGGUCACAUGUGACCCACAUAUAUAAAGGUAUCGGCAAAUAAAGACACCUGUAAGGUUACCUAUAUCAAGGACACCUAUAUCCAGUAAACCAUAUCAAAAGGUAACAAUCAAUAUCAAUUCAUAUUCUAAAUUUUAUACUUAGGAUGAUUUCUUUGAAGAUAGACUUGCCAAGGGUAACCUAUGUAUAAGGGUUUUAAAGGAUACCUAAAUAACGAAUGUCAUCAUCUUUGAAACGUUUACCAAACUGAACUCAAUUUAUCAAAAUGGUUCUCAGCUUUUUAUAUGUGCCAUAUUUUGUGUACACGACUUUAAACUGAUGGUUUUACUUUUAUGCAACGAUCACAUUUUUGGUGAAAACUGCCGUACUUAAUGUUUUAGUUUAAGGAUGUUUUAUAUGUGGCAUAAUGUGUCGAUUAACAGUGACAAUAGAUUAGAAUAUUAGUAUAACAUAUUGUGUACUUCUGAUGGGUGAAGGCGACAUAUCUAGUUUGUAACUUAUGCAACGAUCAAUAGAUGUCUUGUACACCUCCUCCUCAAGGGUACAAGGCACUUACGACAAGCACUAUUAAUCUUGUGGCAAAGCUGUGCCGUCGGUCAAAACAGGAUCAGGCGAAUUAUCAUUGAUCAAACUUUCGUCAUUAUUGCAGCAUUGUUGCGUCGUUCGCUUGAGGAGAAGUGUUUGCAAGACACGCAUUGCUACUUGCCAAAAUCUGCAGACUUCAAGUCUUUGAAACAGUUCAUAUAUUUAUGGCUUGAUGCUUUUAUAGUAUUUAUUUAAUCCUAAUACUCAUUGCGUAGUAGUUUAGAUGUGUUGUCACUGCAGGGAGCUAUGCUUCUUGUAAUGGGCUAUUGACAGUGAUGUGGACACUUUCUAGCAUUGGACUCAAAUAAGUGUUUUUCGCUGUGUAGUUGCAUUCAUUUUUGCUAAACAGCUGAUGUUUAAUGGCACUUCUGUGAAUUGCUAUUCAUUACUUCCCCUCAUUUCAUCUAGACUAAUAAACAUAUUCCUGGAAAAGAGGAGGGCCAAGACGCACCAUCCACCUGCAUAUUGGCCGCUCAAGUUGAACAUCAUCAGUCCCUAUCCUCUUCCGUUCACACUCGGGCCCACCCAAAACAAUCUAGGGCAUUUUCACUCGUGAUACUGGUAAAUAUUCUGUCAAGUCUUUACUUAACCUUUUUGGAUGUAAUAGUAAUACCGUCCGGGAUGCAGGGGACAGGAGAAAUCAGGAGUGACCCUCCCAGGGAAAAUAUAAGUUAAAGAAUUUAUUCAUUUGCCAAAAUUGUCGUGUUCGCAAACUUUGCUACCUGAUUUUCAAUACCUUUUUGUACAGGGAUUUACAUGUGCAUAAACUGUGUGUUCAUUUUCAAAGUAUUUACUGUAAUUAACUGUAUACUCUUAACUCAGUGCUGUAAACAAAAGAUCAGCUGCCUUCAUUUCGAAGACAUCAUCGCCGCCAUCUUUAAAGGCCAAACACUUGGACCAUGAACAGCAAAACAUGACGCUAGUGCAACGUUUCAUUUAUCCUGGGACUAGGAGGCCCAAUUGGUAGUCUCUGGGUGACUCUGUCAGGGACGGAACUUGGAUUAUCAGAAAGAGGGGCUGCUGAGCUUAGGGCGCAGCUGGAACUCUAGAGCACUGUAUAAGAUAACUUGAGAGAUAUGUUGAGUUUCAUUAAAGGGGGAUGCUGUUCGUAGUUAAUCGUGGGUCUGGAAAAUGUUGAAAGUUUUAUUCAAUACUUAUCUACGUAAUUGGAAAUUUUCCAAAUUCAGUUACAAAAUUUCAAAUUGACAACGGCAUAGGCCCUCAAGAAUCGAGGAGAUGCUAAUUUGCAUAAUAAGGACUGUGUAGCUUAAAACAUUUUUGAAUUGUAUACACUGCAGUGUUCCUUUAAUAACAAGUGGCUGUUAAGCUUUGCAGCGCUGAGCACCACCUGUUUAUAUGUCUGUACAGUAACUAACAGGUCUGAGUCGGAAAGACAUAGUGAGAUAAUAAACUAAUGUAAUAUAAA
This is a messenger RNA of Lineus longissimus, 7527 nucleotides long. RefSeq lists its product as uncharacterized. Lineage: Eukaryota; Metazoa; Nemertea; Pilidiophora; Heteronemertea; Lineidae. The transcript is spliced from 17 exons. The record is from RefSeq and is a predicted model, not a curated record. Bases 77 to 4873 code for a protein of 1598 amino acids. Gene Ontology annotation, molecular function: metalloendopeptidase activity. Gene Ontology annotation, biological process: proteolysis.